Entrophospora candida is the source of this 984-nucleotide messenger RNA. The record is from the annotation of a GenBank genome assembly. Lineage: Eukaryota; Fungi; Glomeromycota; Glomeromycetes; Entrophosporales; Entrophosporaceae.
AUGGUAAAAUUCGGCAACUUUGAUAGAAUUUGUCAGGAAAUCGCACUUACUUUAUGUCCUCUUGUUGGCUCUGAAGCAGGUAUAGAGCCAACAUGUUAUUCAAGAAAUAUCGAAAUAGCAGGAAUGUUGAUUUUUCAACCAGCUACAAUUAUUGUACAUGUAAUUGCUCUUGUCAUGACGACCAUUAUGAUUUAUCAUAUAAAAUCAAAAUACACUGCAGUCGGUCGUAAGGAAAUGGUAAUGUUCUUUUAUUUGUAUAUGAUGGUCACUUUUCUAGAAUCAUUGCUUACCUCUGGCAUUAUUCCUACCGCAUCCGAAGCUUAUUCUUAUUUCACUGCUGUGCAUAUUGGUCUUAUCACAACAACAUUUUGGUGUUUAUUAUUUAAUGGCUUUAUAGGAUUUCAAUUUAUUGAAGAUGGCACACCAUUAUCAAUUUGGACAAUUCGUCUUUCAUCGUUAUUUGUUUUUGGAGCUGUCACCCUUUUAGCUGUCGCAACAUUUUCAUCAAAAGUAGGACUAAACCCAUUACACCCUUUUAUCUUAUGGAUAAUAUUAUAUGUAUUUAAUGGUGCAGCACUUGUGAUCUAUAUCGUUCUUCAAAUUCUACUAGUAAUCAAAACCCUUGAAGAUCGUUGGCCACUUGGUGAUAUUUUCUUUGGAGUGUCAUUCUAUGCAAUUGGACAAACUACUCUUUACUUGUUCUCAGUUCGCAUUUGCGAUGCUGCUAAACAUUAUCUUGAUGGAUUAUUUUUUGGAACAGCUUCUACAUUGUUGGCUGUUAUGAUGGUUUACAAAUAUUGGGAUUCCAUCACAAAAGAAGAUCUUGAAUUUUCUGUUGGUAAUAAUCUGCAUGUUUGGGAAGUUAAAGAAUUAAUUGAUGACGAUGAUGAAAUUUCCUAUACAAAAACUGCCGACUACAAACAAGAAAAUGUUAACAAAGGAGAUGGUGAUGUAGAAGUUAUUGUUUCACCCGUAAUUGGUUGA